GCUGCGCAGCGAACGUUUCCGGCAGACUUCAAGUUCGGUGUUGGAACCUCGGCCUACCAGAUCGAGGGAGGCUGGAAUGAGGACGGCAAAGGGGAAUCGAUCUGGGACCAUCUGGUGCACAACCACCCGGAAAAGAUUGCCGACGGAACGAACGGAGAUGUCGCGUGUGACAGCUACCACAAUUGGCGCCGUGAUGUGGAGAUGAUCCGGGAGCUUAGUGUGGACAUCUACCGCUUUUCGCUCUCCUGGAGCCGCAUCCUGCCAACGGGGAUCAGCAACCAUGUCAACCAGCACGGCAUUGCGUACUAUAAUAAUCUUAUCGACGAACUGGUACGGUACAACAUCACGCCCAUGGUGACACUGUUCCACUGGGACACACCGCAGCGUCUGCAGGAAAUGGGUGGAUUCACGAAUCGGUUGAUCGUGGGACACUUCCGCGAGUACGCUCGGAUCGCGUUCGCCGAGUUUGGCGACCGGGUUAAGAUUUGGACCACUUUCAACGAACCACCGCAAACGUGUCGCCUUCCGUACGAGUACGACUCGAUGGCACCGGGUUACGACUUCCCGGGGAUCUACACGUACCUCUGUAGCCACCAUUUGCUGCUGUCCCACGCGGAAGCGGUCCAACUGUACCGGACGGAGUUCCAGCCUACCCAGGGAGGCCAGAUAGGCAUUACGGUGGACGGAUCGUGGGCUGAGCCGAUUUCCGAGGAUGAACGAGAGGCCUCGGACACGACCAUGCAGUAUCUGUUCGGUAUCUACAUGCAUCCGAUCUACUCCGAAACCGGCAACUAUCCGCCGGUGAUGAUCGACCGCAUCGCCAGGCUUAGUCGCGAGCAGGGCUUCGCCAGGUCGCGGCUUCCCGAGUUCACCGCCGAGGAGAUCGCAAAACUGAAGGGAUCGUCCGACUUCUUCGGCUACAACGGGUAUACCACCAAUUUGGUGUACGCGAACGAUGAGGCGAACUCGGCCAACAUGCGGGUGCCUUCGUUCGAUCACGAUCGCAACACGGUCGAGUACCAGGACGAUCGCUGGCCAUCGACGGGUUCGGACUGGCUGAAGGUGUACCCUCGGGGUAUGUACAACGUGCUGAGCUGGAUACGGCGCGAGUACAACAAUCCGCCCGUUUGGGUGACCGAAAACGGGGUCAGCGAUUUGGGUGGGACGCGCGACGUCCGGCGGGUGCAGUACUUUAAGGACUACCUGAACGCGAUUCUCGAUGCGAUCGACGAUGGGUGUGAUGUGCGCGGCUACGUGGCCUGGAGUUUGAUGGAUAACUUCGAGUGGCGCGCGGGUCUCAGCGAACGGUUCGGGCUGUAUUACGUCAACUACAGCGAUCCGGGACUGGCUCGGUACGCAAAGUCGUCCGCGCGGGCAUUCGGAAAUAUUGUGCGCACCCGAAGCAUCGAUCAGGACGAUAUGCCCGAACCGGAGAUCUACAUCCCGGGGCCGGACGAUGUGGAUACCACUACUACGAGCGUGUCAGGUGAAAUCACCACGGAGAACGAUGACGAUGGAGCCGCCGAGAUGCUCUUCUCGAAGCUGCUCAUUGUCGUAUGCUUCGCGAACUUCCUGUUGCGAAUUUAA
Messenger RNA from Anopheles cruzii, 1587 nucleotides. Its product is annotated as lactase/phlorizin hydrolase-like. Gene Ontology annotation, molecular function: beta-glucosidase activity. Gene Ontology annotation, biological process: carbohydrate metabolic process. The record is from RefSeq and is a predicted model, not a curated record. The transcript has 3 exons. The coding region runs from base 202 to 1587 and encodes 461 amino acids. Lineage: Eukaryota; Metazoa; Arthropoda; Insecta; Diptera; Culicidae.